Molecule: messenger RNA, 857 nt
Organism: Cloeon dipterum
Lineage: Eukaryota; Metazoa; Arthropoda; Insecta; Ephemeroptera; Baetidae
Exons: 10
Coding region: 56-811 (251 amino acids)
Source: RefSeq, a predicted model, not a curated record
UUGUGUUCGGGUUUUACUUUUCUAUCAAAGCCAUACGGGGAAAUUCCGCGUUGACAUGACUAUUCCUCAGCUUCAGACAAAAUUGCUCGUCGUUUUCGCUGGAUCUUUAUUGGUGGCCGUGUAUCUGUGGGACCGCGAUGGAAGUGGAUUCCACGUACCGCCAAACCCACUCAAUUACGUGGAAGAGGGUGACGACAGGGUGAUGCAUCGCUCGAAGCGAAACGCCCUUGGAAACCGACUUCAGGCUAUCUACCAGCAAUUUUCUAAAGCGGAUUCGUGCUGCCCCAUUCCGCAGUUCAUCCCCAAUGAUGCGCAUUCGGCGUGCAGACAAUUCAUGAAAUUGACGAUGCAAAAAGCGAAGAAAAACGCCUACUGGUUCAACCAAGUCAAACCAGUUUUGCUUUCAAGUACCUCUAAAAAAACCAGCAAAAAAUCAGGCCGGCAAACCGGAGACUCUCAAAAAGUGACGCUUGACUUUGUGUGCUACUUGGAUUGCAUGUUUACCUACCUGCAUCUGAUAAAUAAUGCCGCGAUGAAUCUUUCGAUGAUAGAAUAUAUGUUCGUGGAAACCAACACGAUGGACGCUACGUGGGAACCGAAAAUCAGGCAGGCCGUCUACACGUGCGAACAACCCUCGGCGUGUAUUUCACCUGAAACUGUCAGGGUGAACAAGAAAUUCUGCUCUUUAAAGCCUACAAUCAUGUUCAACUGCGUGACCCAGCAACUGUACGCGAACUGCAAGCAAAAGAACACGUACACGUGCAACACUGCCAUGGCGCAGGUCAGAAAGAUGAACGUGUUUAACAACUGAUUUUAUUUGUACAGAUGAAGUGUAAAAAUAAAAAUUAUAAAACUGU